CACGGUUCUACGACGACGAAAUCCUAACCCUCCAGCACAUACCGACCACCCACAGGCAGGACAAAAUGAAGUUCCUCAAGGUCGGCCGAGUCGCCAUCAUCACCCGAGGCCGAUAUGCCGGCAAGAAGGUCGUCAUCAUCCAGCCCGUCGACAACGGCAACAAGCCUCACCCCUUCGGCCACGCCAUCGUUGCCGGCAUCGAGCGCUACCCCUCAAAGAUCACCCGCCGCAUGUCCAAGACCCGACAGGAGAAGCGCAACAAGGUCAAGCCCUUCAUCAAGGUCAUCAACUACAACCACCUGAUGCCCACGCGAUACACCCUUGAGCUCGAGGGCAUCAAGGGUACCAUCUCCGCAGACACCUUCAAGGAGGUCAGCCAGCGGGAGGAUGCCAAGAAGACUGUCAAGAAGGUUCUGGAGGAGCGAUACACCAGCGGCAAGAACCGAUGGUUCUUCACCCCUCUGAGAUUCUAAAUUAAAAAUCGUUUUCUCCAUCACGGUUUGGGAGUUGGCGGGAUGUAAAGAGCAUCGAUUGGUACUUUUAAGGAACCACGGUCGGUUCAUGGGCUCAAUAUGAAGUUCAUUAUCAAUUAUUCACAAUAUUUUCUUUACUACGUGAAUGUCUCGUUGCCAGUGACGUGGGACUCGAAAGCGACAAAAUGAACUGGAGGGAAACACGAUUACGCCAGUGUCCAACUGACACUGCUCAUGAAUGGCACGAAAGAGGAGAGAAAGAUAGACCGUUUGGCUUGUAGCUACACCAAUUGAUUUUUUCUGCAUCCUAAAAA
Messenger RNA from Trichoderma virens Gv29-8, 787 nucleotides. RefSeq lists its product as uncharacterized. Bases 66 to 473 code for a protein of 135 amino acids. Gene Ontology annotation, cellular component: cytosolic large ribosomal subunit; ribosome. The transcript has 3 exons. Gene Ontology annotation, biological process: translation. The record is from RefSeq and is a predicted model, not a curated record. NCBI's taxonomy places the organism in Eukaryota, Fungi, Ascomycota, Sordariomycetes, Hypocreales, Hypocreaceae. Gene Ontology annotation, molecular function: structural constituent of ribosome.